AUGACAGGCGGUCCCUGUCUCCUAAACUGGAUCGAACGAGGCUGUUGGGAACAAAAGGACUUGUCCACUGCUCUCAGUGACCUUGUGUCGAGACGCAAGUUGGGAAGACGCAUCAUUGCGACCAAUACGCACGGUUAUCCGUUGAUUGGCGAUGUUUUGAUACAUACCCAACUUGAAAAGCAUCAGGACAGGGGUCAUACAAAAGAAGCAUCGUUUGGCCCAAUCACAGACUCUGCCGUCUCGCAACAUAUCAAGCCACUUAGUGUGCGUGCUGAAACCCCAUCUAUCCACUUGCACACCGGACCAAGGCUGCAUGACGCUCGGGCAAGCUUUGGCGACGCAAGUCGGCUGAGUGUGUGUGCUAGCGGGCCGAAGAAAGGUACCUUCGUUAGUAUUUGCGGCGCGCUGAUCGAUCAUAUUCGACAGCACCGUCAACAUCUCUCGACCAUAUACACUUCACACUGUAUCCCCAUUCUCUAUCAUCAGACUUCACCUGAUAAGGCCAUACUCGUGUCAAUAACGUUCGUGGUUGUUGUUUCUGGUAGUCGUCGGCCUGCUGUGAGACCGCUGAUCAGGCUCUGGACGUCUGAACUCACGAUAGCCGAGCAAGUCUUCUCGUUGGACACUCCACAAGGCUCGCCUGGAAACUGCCACGGGACAGUGUCGUUUGUCCGGAAGUGUGUCGACUACAAAUCUUCCUCUAACUUCCACGACAUUUACGUUUCAUCAUUCAACCUAUUCUCUGCCUUCUCAAGCCCCCAUCCUUGCCAGAUACCGAUAUCAUCUUUACUGAAUCCGUUUUGUACCGACAGCUCUCUCCAUGGUAGUCCCGAGCCACCAACACGACUAUCUCGUCCGGUGGUCACCGCUGGCCUUUCAAGACGACAGAGAGUUCCGAAAGAUGCUCCGGUCUUCACCGAGGGUAACAAGACUGUUGGACACGUCAACUUUCCUCCACAUGAAGCUGGUUAUGAUCAGCAUCUGAAGGACCAGCAUCGUAGAUUCCAAGUCUUUCCCGCGGGCCAGAUUUCCAGGAAGGGUGUCCGGCACAUCCCAUACAAUAGUGACAAGAAGGACUUUCUGGAAAAGACAGGCCGAGACGCUUUUGAGAUGUUCCAGUACACGUACAAGCGGCCUAGCGACGACAAGGAGUACGUGGUGGUGUGGGAUUACAAUAUUGGCCUCGUUCGUAUGACGCCCUUCUUCAAGUCAUGCAAGUAUGCCAAGACGAUACCGGCCAAGGCGUUGCGAGAGAAUCCCGGCCUUAAGGAUAUCAGCUACAGCAUAACAGGAGGUGCUCUAGUGUGUCAAGGUUACUGGUUCCCGUAUGAAGCAGCGAAAGCAGUUGCUGCGACCUUCUGCUACGAUAUUCGUUGGGCGCUCACCCCAGUCUUCGGCGCCGACUUCCCUGACCUAUGUAUUCAUCCCCACGACCCUCGGUACGCAAAGUUUAUCAUCGAGCCAGCCAUAGUACGACACUGCACCAGGGAGACAAAGCGAUUUCGAGAAGAAGGGCCUUCGUACCUUCUCGCCACGGAGGCUUCAAAUUCUUACCAUCCGAGAGAUCGGAUGGAGAGACGUGUGCGACCAACGGAUAUUGAGAGCGGAUACGGGACUGAUACAGAUCGGAGCGACAAGUACUAUUGCUCGCCCCAGGUGUCUCCUCGUAGUCAGUUCACUCCCAUUAACAGGUCACUAUCGCCAAGAUCGCCAUACCCAGCCGACUUUUUCACCGUAGCCUCACCAGUUCGUACACAAUACCAACAAGGGACACUUGCCUGUACUUCAGUUCCCAUCGAGUACGGUGAGGGGUCAUUCCGGACGAAGCGAACCUUGUCCAAAGUAGCUUUCAGUGACAAUUGUGAUGACGAUCAGCAGUCCCGCCCACCUACAGCCGCCACUGUUGAUAGCUGCCACAGCGGGCGAACAUCUGGAGGCUCAGAUGCUGUUGUCACUCAGUACAGAUAG
Plenodomus lingam JN3 is the source of this 1968-nucleotide messenger RNA. Lineage: Eukaryota; Fungi; Ascomycota; Dothideomycetes; Pleosporales; Leptosphaeriaceae. The record is from RefSeq and is a predicted model, not a curated record.